AAUUAUCUCUUGCAGCUAGACAAGCUUCUUGAUUGCCAGAAGUCAGCUAGUGCAUUAACUGUUCAUGAUGAACUACUCUUCAUCACUGUCCAUCAAGGUGCAGUACUAAACUAGCUUAUCUCUAGUUCAAAUUGCUCUAGAAAACAAAGAAUUGGGGGAAUUUUGAAGGUGCUGGCAAGUUAAAAAGCCAGCUUGACUAAUGAUAAAAAAAAUGCCUGCUCAGCUUUUCUUAAGCUAUACAUCCCUGAAUUCGAAAUGAGUUGAAUGCAUAAUCACCUAGAGAACUUACAAAACUUACAAAAAACUUUCCCUGUUGAAAUAACUGUAAAACAGCCUAUAGGUUUUUUCAAAAAGCAUUAUAAAUCUAGUUUGUACAGUACCUCUGUUUCGCUGUUAAGCUGGUCCCUGCAUGAAAGAAUUUUUUAGAAUCUCUUUUAAGCUAUACUGUACUGUGAGAAUUCCAAACUCUUGAAACCUUUUUUUCUGAACAAAUCCAUUCCCUUUCACCAGUCAAACACUGUAAACUAGCUUACCCGCCUCCUGAUAAUUCAAACAAAUUUCCUUUUGUCACUGUGGUUCAAAAUUAGGAUUCCACUGUACACCUGAUACCACUGACAAUUCUUACAACUGCAGCCUUUAGUCAGUUAUAAUGAAAUCUGCUCAGUACUACCUUUCAAGGAAAAAUUCUUUCAAUAAUACUUUCUGGUCCUGCUCUGUUUUAGUGUCAAGUAAUUGUAUUUUUAAGGGUUUUUUUUUCUCCUCUUUGUUGCUCUCCCAUCUAGCCUACGAAUUAUGGUUCAAGCAGAUUCUUCAUGAGCUGGACUCAAUUCGAGAAAUCUUUACCCUGGAGAAACUGGUAAGAGGAUAAUCCAAUGGAGUACAUCAGUGAAGGGCCACUGACAGAAAAUUGGCAAAAUGAAAUCACUUCUUUAAAACUUGCGAAAAUAUAAAUAAAUAAAGUAGUACUAACAAGGAUAAGAUAACAAAGAAUUGUAUUUGUGCAUUUAAUGAUUUAAUCGAAUGUGGACAAAAACAGCAACCUUUAUCUGUCUUAAAACAUAACAAUAAAAACCUGCUUUGUAAGUUCUCAAAAGAUCAUGAAUGAAUUAGUGGCAAUUAAAACAGGUUUUUGUUAUAUAAAGUCUUAACCUCUCCUUACGGACACCUCUAUGAUAUGGACACGUCUCUAUUGCGGACAGAUCGUUUGGUCCCAGAAAUGCCAAAAAUACUUCAUUCCCUACCUCUAUAAUACGGACACCUCUGUAAAGCGGACACUUGGUUCUGUCCCUUUGGUGUCCAUAUUAGAGAGGUUUGACUGGAUCUCCAAUAUUUAAGAAAGCGAAGGGGUGGGGAUCCUGCUAUUGAGUUAGCCCCAUAUUUGAGAAGGAGGGGUUUGCUAUUUUGGCUGAGGGUGUGGGGAAAUAAGAGCAUGUGUGCUUUUGUUUGAAGAAAUACAUACUCCAUAUCAUUUCAUUAACCUAUUUGAUGACGAUCUUUUUUUUGCAUGAUCUAACAGGCGAUGGUUUAUUACACAAGUAAAAACUAAACCUUGAUAAUUUGAGCCCAUAUUUCUUUACUAGUGCAUGCAAACAGGAGCAAAUUGUUUAUUAUUAUUUUGUGGAAAAAAAACUGACAUGUUAGCUUUCAAUGUUUUUCUGAUAGGGUAUGGAUGAAAGGCAAAUGCUUGUUUUAUGUUCAAGGCUUAACCGCAUUGUGCAGAUUCUAAAAGUAAGUUGUUUUACUGGUAUUUGUGUUGCCUGGUGAUAUGCUUUGAACUGGCAGUUUUGUCAACGUGUUGUGAGUGGUACAGUCACCAAGCGAUGUAAAAGAAAAAGUUGAAAUCCUGGAGGUGGUUCUCAAGGGUAUCAAAGUUUAGUAGGAGGUUUGCUGCCAAGGCUUUUGAACCCUGACUGUUCUUAACACUUUAUGGUGACCAACAUCAAUUUCUCCUAAUGAUAUCCAUAAAUUGUCAAGAGAUAAGGUUAUGAGAAUUACUGAAAUGAUCAGUAAAGAAAAAUGCUUUGAUCUUUUAUCAAAUUCUCCCAACUAGCUCUUUAAGGGAACAUAUAGAGAUCAGUUUGGAGAAUUUGUAUGUGGAUAUUGGGGCUUAAAGGGUCAAGACAACACUCGUUCAUUUUAUUAACCUGUGUAGGAUAAGAAACAUUCUUUCAUAUAAAUCCUGAUACUUUUCGUUUUGCAUACAAAAUUAAUUAAGUUUUUUAUCAAAACUAGAAUCAUGAAAUAAAAAAGAUUUUUAUGGAAGAAAAUUUGUUUUACGUUCACACAAGUAGAUCGCUCAUCAGCAAACUCCACACUCGUUUUUAUAAAGGCUAAUCCGGUCUAAAAAGACAUCCUGGUCAAGAUGCAAAAUGGUGAAAUUGUUUACCCUGUUUAAGACAUAAGACCCUGAAAACCAUAUUCUGUUCAGCUGCACAUGCAUGCUCUAUUUUUGCUAGAAAUCUCGAGUUUAAGAAAGGAAUGAACUCAUGGAACUUAGAACUCGUAAAAUCUUCGGAAAGUCUUUAGAAAUGUUUGGGUGUCUUUUGGAUAUGAUCAGGCCCUCUAAAAACACUCCUGGUGCUGUGUGGAUAAAAAUUCUUUGCGUUACACGUGACCCCCAAAAAGUUUUCGAUAUCAUGUACUUUUUGGACCAGUUUGGUUGUUGGUUUUAAUAUAGCCACUAUUUUUGUUGAUAUCAUAGCUGCUGCGAGAUCAAAUCAUGAUUCUGGAAACAAUGACCCCACUGGAUUUUAUGGAUUUCAGGUUAGUAAGUGAACACCUAAUUACUGGUCGCAAAACAUGGAUAUAAGACUUAAGUAGUGAUGUUAGAGGGAAUUUACAUACAAAGUUUUGUUUUUUAUACGCAAAAACUGUCAACUUAACAAGAAUAAUUGAACUGAAAAAUGUAGAGAAGGAGAAGGACCAAAUCCCUUUUUAGGCCUCAAAAUUCUCUUAGCUUAGACCUGGAAUGUGCAUUUAUGUACCAACUUUGAACAACUUUGAAUUACAUUCCUGGUAGUUGGUCCUUGAAAAUUCAAUGCCCUCUUUGAAAAUCCUUGAAAAUUGGUCGCAGUUUCUGUACAAACCUUGAAAAAUUUAACGAAGCUUUUUUUCAUCAUUGCAGAGAUAACCUGGCUCCAGCUUCUGGAUUCCAAAGUCUUCAGUUCAGACUUAUUGAGAAUAAAUUAGGAAUUAAUAAGGUAUGAAUCGAAAAUAUUCCGCACGUUAUAAUUUUCAAGCGACAAAAUCAACAGCAUAUUUUAUUGUGAAAAAUUAUCAUGGCGUUUAUCUUGUUUUCAUUGCAGUCUCAAAGAACUCGCUACAAUCGUCAAGAUUACAGGUCAGCUGAAAUCAAAUUUGACAUUUGA
Molecule: messenger RNA, 3368 nt
Organism: Porites evermanni
Lineage: Eukaryota; Metazoa; Cnidaria; Anthozoa; Scleractinia; Poritidae
Source: the annotation of a GenBank genome assembly